AUGCCUGAUAUAACCUUUAUAAAUUUAGUGAAUUGGGUGGCUGCCUCAGCUAUGAUAUUCGGUGGUGUGGUUCCCUUCAUACCUCAAUAUCUAGAUAUUAGAAAAAGUAGAAAUGCUGAUGGUUUCUCACUAUUUGUGUGCCUUACUUUGUUGAUAGCCAACAUAUUGAGAAUCAUGUUCUGGUUUGGUAAACAUUUUGAGUUACCGUUAUUAGCUCAAAGUUUUAUUAUGGUAGUGACUAUGAUGGCUUUAGUGGAAUUGUGUGUUCGUGUCAAAAGAGAAACUGAAAUAGUUAGUGCCAAACAAAGAAGGUUUUUGGGUAAGUCUAAAUAUUUCCAAUUGAAAUUAAGAAAAUAA
This is a messenger RNA of Lottia gigantea (owl limpet), 357 nucleotides long. RefSeq lists its product as hypothetical. NCBI's taxonomy places the organism in Eukaryota, Metazoa, Mollusca, Gastropoda, Lottiidae. Gene Ontology annotation, cellular component: endosome; trans-Golgi network. Gene Ontology annotation, biological process: retrograde transport, endosome to Golgi; phospholipid translocation. The coding region runs from base 1 to 357 and encodes 118 amino acids. The record is from RefSeq and is a predicted model, not a curated record. The transcript is spliced from 2 exons.